UCCCGCUUUGAGGUGCCAUUUCCCACCCAAACCAAAAACCCUACCUUCAAAGGGAUUAAGAGAGAGAGAGAGAGGGAAGAUGGCGCGAGGGUCGAAGCACAAAAAGGAAGAAGAAGACGAAGAAGAUCCAGAGCGGAAGAGGCUGAAAUCGCUGGGGUUUUCGAACAAGCUAGUAUCGGAGAUCCCAGCCAGGCCUCAAGCGCCUCUCCGGCCUUCAAACGCCGUCGUUAAGCACCACGGCAAAGACAUUAUCAAGAAAUCUCAGCGCAAGAACAGGUUCCUCUUCUCCUUCCCCGGCCUCUUUGCUCCCAUCGCUGGAGGUAAGAUCGGCGACCUCAAGGAUUUGGGCACCAAGACCCCUGUCCUCUACCUCGAUUUCCCUCAGGGUCGGAUCAAGUUGUUUGGCACCAUUGUGUUUCCCAAGAACAAGUACUUGACUCUUCAGUUUCCUAGAGGUGGAAAGAGUGUCAUGUGUGAGGACUACUUUGAUAAUAUGAUCGUAUUUUCUGAUGCUUGGUGGAUUGGGACAAAGGACGAGAACCCAGAUGAAGCCCAACUUGAUUUCCCUAAAGAACUGAAUGAGGGACACAACACAGAUUAUGACUUUAAAGGUGGUGCAGGUUCAGCAUCUGUGGUUAACAACCAAAGUGAUUAUAAAAAUGAAAUUACAUAUGUCGACGAACAUUCUCCAGAUGCUAAGCUUGAACAUAAUUUAUCUGAUGAUGGAAACAAAGAUUUGAUUGAAGUAACACCAGUUCGUCAUUCAGCAAGAACUGCUGGAAAACGAUUCAAUUUUGGAGAAGCUUCUUCCGGAGAUGAUUCUAUUGAAAGCAAUACUGACUUAUGUGAAGGAGAAGAUAACCAAAUUGGGGGACUCGAUUCAUUAUCCAGGAAGCAUGCUAGUGGAAAGACUGAAAAUCUCAGCAUUGGAGAUUUAAACAUUGUUAAUGAGGAUGCUGUGGAAGGAGCUCAAAUUCCUGAACAAAAUCAGGAGUCUUCUAUGUCAGAGGCUAAAUCAAAGAAACAAUCUCAUUCUGCCUUUUCAGUGACUAUAUCUAAGGAGGACUCUCGUAGUAAUCAUGGUCCACUAGUUCAGGCUACUAUAUCUACCUUAUUCAAGAAAGUGGAGAAGAAGAAAGCGGGAUCCAGUUUUCCAAGUCAAGUUCAAACUCCUUCUCAGGCUCAUAAAACACCAAGAAAUCCAAGGAAACCAGCAUCUCCAAAAGUUUCUGGCCAGAAGUCGCUGCAAGCUCCUUCAAAGAGGAAGUCUAAUCAGGAUGGAGGACCUAGUAAAAAGGGCAAAAGUAUCAAGGAAAACGAUGCUGUGGGCAAAAGGUUGGGAAAGAAGAAAGAAUAUGAGGUAUUUUUUGUAUCUGGGGUUGAAGAUGAUAUUGAAGAAUUCUCAAGUAGCUCACAGGAUACUGAUUGUAGUGAUGAAGAGUGGGCUGCUUGAGAUCGUAGUGACACGGUUGAUACAAGAUGGAGGAUAUGGAAAGAGUUUGAUCUUAAUCUUUAUUGGGGGCACUUGUAGGUAGUCAUGUAGUAUGUUUUAAGUUUUUGAAUUUCGAUGUAACAUUUGAAUAAAUAAGUUCUUUGACAGAAAAACAGGGGAAAAAUAAAGGGGCUACUAGAUUAUUCAACUCA
Rosa rugosa (rugosa rose) is the source of this 1644-nucleotide messenger RNA. RefSeq names its product DNA-binding protein RHL1. Bases 80 to 1453 code for a protein of 457 amino acids. NCBI's taxonomy places the organism in Eukaryota, Viridiplantae, Streptophyta, Magnoliopsida, Rosales, Rosaceae. Gene Ontology annotation, biological process: DNA endoreduplication. Gene Ontology annotation, molecular function: DNA binding. The transcript is spliced from 12 exons. The record is from RefSeq and is a predicted model, not a curated record.